This is a messenger RNA of Anopheles darlingi, 1498 nucleotides long. RefSeq names its product SAP30-binding protein. The coding region runs from base 46 to 1083 and encodes 345 amino acids. Gene Ontology annotation, biological process: regulation of DNA-templated transcription. The transcript has 2 exons. The record is from RefSeq and is a predicted model, not a curated record. NCBI's taxonomy places the organism in Eukaryota, Metazoa, Arthropoda, Insecta, Diptera, Culicidae. Gene Ontology annotation, cellular component: nucleus.
CGGUGGAUUGUGAUACUUUCGAAGUGGAUUUUCGUGUUGGGAAUCAUGAGUUCACGUAAUUCUGCGUUGGCCUCGCUAACGGCCACUUACACAGAUUCAGAGAACGAAGAAGACCGGCGAACGGAUGAUGAAUCCGAACAAUCCGAGGGCGGGAGCAGCAGCGUAUCCCAGAUCCGUUCCCGACAGCCAACACCGCUACGAGAAGCAUCGGAAAACUCCGGCACACCCGGCACCCAAGCCAUCCAGACCAAUAACAGUAGCAAUAGCAACAGCGGUAAACCUGGAGAUCCGAGUGCUUCAGGGGAAACGGCCACUGCCUCUGCCGCAACGAAACCAAAGCGAAAGAAAGCGCUGCGAUUAGUGAGCUACAUCGACGAUACGAUCGUUUCGGACGAUGAAAAUAAUUCCCCUGAACGAGACGACGAUGAUGAAGAGGAGGAUGACACGGUGGAGGAACCAGCGACAGAGCAGGCCCCGGAGGAGACACCGGCACCACAGAAACCGGACCGAUCGAAACAGUACGGGUUCAGUUUGCCACCGGAACCGAAGGGCAAGUGUUCGCAGGAGCUACAGGAUAAGAUUGCGGCAUUGUACGAGCGAAUGAAGAACUCAAAUAUGGACACGAACCGCAUCAUCCAGGAGCGCAAGGAGUUCCGCAAUCCGAGCAUCUACGAGAAGCUGAUCCACUUCUGCGACAUCAAUGAGCUCGGGACUAACUAUCCGCCCGAGUUCUUCGAUCCCUUCCAAUGGGGCAAGGAGUCGUACUACGAGGAGCUGGCCAAGUCACAGAAGAUCGAGAUGGAGAAGGUCGAGAAGGCCCGAAAGGAGGCAACUAAAACCGAAAUCCAAACUGGCGUCAAGCGCAUGGACCCGGAGGAGUCGAAGAAGCGCAAAUCGAAAUGGGAUCAACCGGGAGUGCUUGGUGCUGCUCCAGGUAUGUUAGGGGCAGCCGCGCCAGUGACGGUAGUGAAUGUACUCAAACCAGGCGGAAUCAUACAGCAACCGCUCACGACGACAGCUACCGGUACGAAAGGAACGGUAAUAUCAGCCUUCGGAUCGUUACCCAAAAAGCCCAAGGUUUAGGGGGGAUGGACAGGUGCGUAACGGACACUGAAAUAUCAUGUUUAAGUUAAAAAAAUAAUAAAAGCGAUUCUAAAUUAGGUAAAUACGAGUUCGUUGUGGGAUUUUGUUUAAAAACAGUUCUUUAUUCGAUCGAUUGUUACAUAAAAUCCUUCUCGAAAGGAAAUGAGCUACACUACGGUGAUUUAACUAGUUUAGGAGUUCUGCAGAGAAAUAUAACCAUAAUCGGUGCUUUCGUGUUUCGCGUCUUCGAGUUUCUUCUGUACAGGUCGGCUCCAAGUCGAACGAACAUCGAAAAAUGAUGAGCAACUUCAGGCAUUUAUCCAUAUUCACCCCGUGGGUUGCAGUAGGCUUAACUUAUUCUAAACGAACACCCAGGGCAACAGCCGCGCGUUCUCGCUUGCUGCCAGUGUUCCAA